GGAAGAUCAUGACUCCCGAAUUAGAUUUGGAUGAUUUUCCAACACUUAAAUUAAAACAUGUCCAUAUUAAAGACAAAAAACGUUUAUUGAGGACAAUAAACACAAUUUUGAAAGGUCAAUGUAAUUCUUUACAGAUUGUUACUGAUUUUGAUUUGACGCUAACAAAACAACAUGUUAAUGGAAAAAAGGCUCUCAGUAGUUUUGGGAUCUUUAGCAAGUGCAAGCAACUUCCACAAACAUACACAAUGGAAUCAGGGCGUCUUUAUAAAAAAUAUAGGCCCAUUGAAAUAGAUCCUAAUUUAUCAAUUGAUGUAAAGGCAAAGGCAAUGACAGAUUGGAUGAUUGCAGCAGAAGAAAUAUUAAAAGGAAUACCUUUUGAUUCUAGUGAAAUACCGGAAGUGAUUAAUAUUUAUGAAACAAAUUUAAGAGAUGGUACAAAAGAAUUUUUCAAGAAGUUACAACAGUUUCAAGUUCCAGUGCUGGUUUUUAGUGCUGGUUUAGGAGAUGUAGUUGAAGCUAUCUUAAAAAAUGAAGGAGUUCUAUUUGAUAAUGUAAAGAUAAUCUCCAAUUUUCUGAAAUACAAAGAUGGACAACUAACAGGCUUUCAAAAUAAAAGAUUAAUUCAUGUUUUCAAUAAAAAUGAACAUGCUAUAGAACAAGACUAUUUUAAAGUUCUUGAACAAAGAAAAAAUGUACUUUUAAUGGGUGAUUCCAUAGGAGAUGCAUCCAUGGUAGAUGGCAUGGAGGAUACAUCUGCAAUAUUAAAAAUUGGUUUCCUUUAUGACAAUGCGUAA
Habropoda laboriosa is the source of this 794-nucleotide messenger RNA. It is a transcript of the gene cN-IIIB, whose product is annotated as 7-methylguanosine phosphate-specific 5'-nucleotidase. The record is from RefSeq and is a predicted model, not a curated record. Gene Ontology annotation, cellular component: cytoplasm. The transcript is spliced from 6 exons. Lineage: Eukaryota; Metazoa; Arthropoda; Insecta; Hymenoptera; Apidae. Bases 9 to 794 code for a protein of 261 amino acids. Gene Ontology annotation, molecular function: 5'-nucleotidase activity; magnesium ion binding.